AUGUCGCAAGAUAACGCAAAGCCUACCCUACGAAAGCUCUCAGAUGAGGGCCUCGAGAAGCUCAAAGAGCUAGAGGGAUUUAAGCCGUUCCCUUCGCCAGAUGGCAAAAAUGGAUAUAGCGUGGGAUAUGGGAUAAAUUCGAAUGGGCAGCCGAAAUUAUACCAUGAGGCGGUCGCCCAAAUCAAGAAGACGGGUCGUGGCCUUACAAAAGAAGAAGCAGAGUCUUACACGAAAAGAGCUAUGCCAGAAUAUGAACGAUCCGUGAGGAACUUGAAGAACUCUGAGAACCUUAAGCAGUGCCAGUUUGAUGCAGUUUCUAUCAUGACUUAUAAUAAAGGGGGAUCUGGCAUGCGCCGGAAGAUUCGAACAUUCAUAGAAGACGGCGAUAUGAAGGCUGCCUACCAUGCAAUCCUGAAUGACGAUACGAAGGGAAGUGGUGGGGAAAACCUCAGCAGCCGUAGAGCGAAGAGGCGACUCUCUUCGCCAGGGACGGCCUCGUCGACCCCGUUGAGAUCCCAACUCAGCGCUUGGAGGGGUCUGGAUGGCUAUAGCGGCAGAACACCAAGUAGAAGGGUUGGCGGUGGAGAUGUGUUCGGGUCAGUGGCAGUUGGCGGUGCUCUCGGUGCAGCUGUUGGAGGAGGAGGUACAAUCGCCGUGGGCAGCACCACCGUGACAGUUGGUGCUGUGGUGUCGUCGACUGGAACCCAAAUCGCCGUCUCAGUGGCUUUCUUGAACCCCUUGGUCGCCCUGGGAAUUUGGGGCACGCUUGUUGUCGUUGGCAUCGGCGCUGGUUAUGUUGCUGCGUGCUCGAAGGGGAAAAACAAAACCAAGAUGACAGCCUAA
Fonsecaea multimorphosa CBS 102226 is the source of this 843-nucleotide messenger RNA. RefSeq lists its product as uncharacterized. Lineage: Eukaryota; Fungi; Ascomycota; Eurotiomycetes; Chaetothyriales; Herpotrichiellaceae. The coding region runs from base 1 to 843 and encodes 280 amino acids. Gene Ontology annotation, molecular function: lysozyme activity. The record is from RefSeq and is a predicted model, not a curated record. The transcript has 3 exons.